Dichotomopilus funicola is the source of this 3051-nucleotide messenger RNA. RefSeq names its product HbrB-like-domain-containing protein. The transcript has 4 exons. Lineage: Eukaryota; Fungi; Ascomycota; Sordariomycetes; Sordariales; Chaetomiaceae. The record is from RefSeq and is a predicted model, not a curated record. Gene Ontology annotation, cellular component: TORC2 complex. Bases 1 to 3051 code for a protein of 1016 amino acids. Gene Ontology annotation, biological process: TORC2 signaling.
AUGCAGCCCACAAGACCCACGCCGAGGGCGCCAGGGAGCUUCUCGCCCCUGCCUGCUAGCAACAACAAUAACACCCACAAUCAGACCUCGGCAAACUCGCUGUCGAGCGACGAGCCCGCGCCCUUGAACAUUGUCAAGACGCGCAAUCCCGCUGCGCCAUCGCCGACGCCCAUCUACGCUAGCUUUACCUCGGGCACAAACACCAACGCCAGCAGCAGUACUGCUAGCCUACAGAAUUUCUCGCGACCAACUGUCUCGACUGCGGUAUCGGCCGCUCGGUCCGUCGCGGGCGCACAAUCACCCACGGACGGGCUCCCACGCAACGGCCCGUCGCCUCUCACGCUCCCUCCCGCGCACUCGUCUCCGGUGACACCAACCUAUUCCUCCGCCCGUGGGGUCAGCCACUCGCGCAAGCACUCGCAGAACGCCGGCCUGUUCGAGCCCACUCUACCGUCCACAAGCACGUCCAACCUGUCGCACGUCGGCCUUCCGAACCACUCCCCGAAACCGAGCCAGAUCGCUGCGCAAGCCGCCGUGAUGCAGCAUCAAAAUCAGCAGCAGCAGCAGCAGCAGCAGCAGCAGCAGCAGCAGGCGCAACAGCAGGCGCAACAAGCACAACAUGCGCAGCAUGCGCGACAACGGUCACAGACUGCGCCGGGGCCUCCUGGGGAGGAUCCGCCGCCGAACAAACGGAACAGUGGAACUUCGAUGCCCUUGAACCCGCCGAUGUUGAGCCUGACAGAGGCCAGCGUGCCCCGAGACAAUGCCUUUGGGGGCCAAACAUAUCAUAACGGUCUCGUUGGGAACCACACAUUGGCCGCAACGGCCGCCGCCAAUAUGGUCUUCCCAAGGUCUGCGCAAGCAUCUCCCGCGGUCCCCCCGCAAGCGUUCAGCCCGCAGCCACCCCCUCCGCCCCCCGCGUCCGAGAAGCCCACCAAACCGGAGAAAUCCAAGGUUAAGCUCUUCUCACGACAAGUCAAGAUUGGUAGCAGCAAAAACGACAGCAAUAAAGACAAACCGCUUCCCAGCCCGGGAAAGGUCGGCCAUGCCUUCGCCAACCUACAACGAGGAAACUUCAGCACGACAAGCCUCGACUCUACCGCUCAGGCAUCGUUCUACACGCUACCUAACUCGUCGGCCGCGACGAUACGACCUGCUGAUAUGCCGGCGGAAAAGGAGGGCAAGGAGGGGAAAGAGAAGGAGAAGCGGCAUCACUUUUUGUCGAGGCAAAAGCACAAGCUUAAGGAUGACCGCCAUCUCCCGCUUUCUUCCGCCAUGAGCAACUCGCGGCCAACCGACCCGAGUGCCCCAAACAGCCUCUACAGUUUCAACCUACCACAGAGCCCGGGUCCUAGCACCACGAGCUUCAAGUCCGCGCUUGACUUGCGGCAUGGUGGCCGAGCGUUCCGUGAGAAAAGGAAGGAAGAAAAGUCGUUCGACGAAGCGGCGAGUACGGUUGCCGCCAGCGAGUGGCCGGGCUCGAGCAGCGUGACGUCGGGGUCUAACACCAUGGCCUCGACGCUAUAUCUUAACGAACCUUUCGACGGCCACAAGUACGGCUUAAACAACAUGACUCACGAUGACGCCUGGCCAUUUUUGAAGGCCAAACUGCUCGUGGUCUUUGAGGCUGAGGAUCUACGUUUACCGGUGGAGGACUUGAACCGCGUGGUCACCAUGCACAUUCAAUACUGCCUCGCUCGGCGCAGCCCCAAUAUCAUUCUCGACGAUCUAAGGGAGCUGCUAUCCACCGGCUUUUCCAGUCUCGACCACACCCUUCGCAAAACGCCGGAAGAUAGGCUGAUUCCGGCGCUGGUAGAGCUGUGGAUCUUCACGUUCACGAGUAUCCUUCCAUACAUGCAGGCCGUAUUCUUGCCUCUGGACUUGGAGUUCUCCGGCCACGGGCCCCUCAUGACCUCGGAACAGGCUCGUGACUUUUGGGGCGGUAUUCCUGCGACGACCUCCACUAAAUCAGAUCAUUCCACCUCGACCACACAGAGACCAGGCCGCAGCUACAGCGUGACUGUCUCGCCAGCAGCCUCCAUCCUUGAAGUGCGCCGUUUCGUCCUUCUCGCGUUCCGUGACAUCGUUAUCCUCCCGCGCUACGACACUCUUAAGACCAUGUUCUCGCGCCUCUCGCUCGAGUUCCUCCCUCAGUCCCUCGCGUCCAUGGCACUCGGGUCUCCGCCCCUCCCGAUCCCUUCUCCCGGCUACCACAAUCAAAACAUCAACCAGCAACUCUCCGGCUCGCCCUCUGAUCACUACACGUCCACCAGCCUACCCUCCGCGUUUGGUCAGUACCGCCCCGGAACCGCCGCCUCCAUCGACCCCUCUGUCGCCAGCUACAACAGCACCGGCAGCACCCUCCUCGGUGGCGACAGCUCCGGCAGCGGCAACCGCAGCCGCGCCAUCAGCAACGUCUCCUUCGGCAGCGAUAGCGCCGCGCACCAGGCCCUGCGGCCCUUCGCCCCAGGAAGCAGCAACAGCAACACAGGCUUCUUCCAGCAACAACACCACAACACCACAGCCGCUACCUCCGCCCUCAACCUCGCUCUAACCACCACCAUCUCCAAUAACACAAACAACACCGCCACGAGCUAUGCCGGUAGCAGCUUCCGCGACCGCGACCAAAACGUCGAGGACUCCAAGCAAGUCACCGACAUGGUCGGCCGCAUGCUGCAAUGCAUGAGCGUGCUUGCCUCCGUCGGCGUAGCCGGUUCGUCUUCUUGUUCCUCCUCCGCUGACGCGACUACACCGACCCCCGGCAACACCAACACCGGCACCCCCAACCCCAACAGCAGCGUUGGCGAUCUUACUAGCACACCCUCACUCGGCGGCGGCGGCGGCGGUUGUGACGAAGAAGAAGGCAACAGGAUGGUAGAGGAGCUGAAUAAACUCCUCAAACUCAACUGGCUGGGCCGUGGGCGGACGGGGAGAAACAGGAGGGGUCUGGUCGGUGCGAGGGCGAAUAACAAUAACAAUAGCAAUGCGUUGAAGGUCCGUCAGACAUCCAAGGAAGGAUUCGCUCUCAUUUAUCCCAGAAAGGCUCUUUAG